GACUCGUGGAUAUGGGACGCUUGUGCAUCGCCGCGACGCAGUUUGUCGCGACGAAUCUCCACUGCAUCGCGACACUCGUGGUCGCCGUGCGCCCGUCAACGCCCCUCACCGAGGUGUUGACGACGCUGGCGUUGAUCGGUUUCGGCCUCGAGCUUUCUCUUCUCGCGUCGGGGCGUAGCUGCUUGUACCCGGGCUUGAGCCUCCUGUGCGCAGUCGCCCAUGCUAUAGGGUCGAUCGCCAUGUUCUUUUACAUCCGCGAUGGCUGGGCCGACGCCACGCUGCCGCUCAUUGUUGUGCCGUUCAGUGUGUGUCCGAGCCUACUGGGCACUGCGAUCCUGCUGCGCCACUUCGGACGCGAAUUGGGCGACUCUGCACAAAAAGCGCGUGCUGCGUUCGCGGCGUGUCUCCAGCGCCAACUUCGUUUCUAUUAGCCCGCGCUUCUCUCGCUUGGGAUGGCGUUGAUGCAAAUCGAGUCGGCGAAAUGUGUAUUGUGGAAUCGGUUGACGUGGCGGCCCGCAUAUCUCGAAACAGUAUUUUAUGCGUUUCACACUAUUCCGUUACGCAUUUUUGUCCGGGACAAAAACGCCGUAAUAAUAUUAAAAUGCUGAAAAGAGUCC
This is a messenger RNA of Saprolegnia parasitica CBS 223.65, 617 nucleotides long. RefSeq lists its product as hypothetical. The transcript is spliced from 5 exons. The record is from RefSeq and is a predicted model, not a curated record. The coding region runs from base 12 to 431 and encodes 139 amino acids. Lineage: Eukaryota; Oomycota; Saprolegniomycetes; Saprolegniales; Saprolegniaceae.